Ochotona curzoniae (black-lipped pika) is the source of this 3989-nucleotide messenger RNA. RefSeq names its product mitochondrial calcium uniporter regulator 1 (gene MCUR1). Gene Ontology annotation, cellular component: mitochondrial inner membrane; mitochondrion. The record is from RefSeq and is a predicted model, not a curated record. The transcript has 9 exons. Lineage: Eukaryota; Metazoa; Chordata; Mammalia; Lagomorpha; Ochotonidae. Gene Ontology annotation, biological process: positive regulation of mitochondrial calcium ion concentration; calcium import into the mitochondrion. Bases 3 to 1016 code for a protein of 337 amino acids.
GGAUGGAGUGCGAUUCUCUGGCGGGCGACAGAGCCAGGCGCCCGCCCGGCCGCCGGCGGCUGCUGCUCUGGCUGCCCGCUGGCCGCGGUGGAGGCGCGGGGGGCCGCGGGGCCGCGGGGCCGCGCCGCUGCCUGCCCCGGCUGCUCGGCGGUCUGGGGGCGCUGCGACCCCGCGGCGCCGCGUCCCGAGCCUCCCCGCUGCUGCUGCUGCUGCUCGUGCCGUCCCCGCGCCUGGCCGCCGCCGCUGCCCCUCGCCGGACGCCGGCCGACCGGGAGCGCCCGCGCGCGGCCCGGGGCGGCGCCCUUCACCUGAGCCCCGGCCCGGCGCCCGGCCUCGCGUGGUCCAGGAGAGAGCUAAGCCUCUCUGCUGGCCACCUGCAGCUGGAGCACAGACGGAGCGAUUUCACCUCUUCGGGAAACAGGAAGCUCUUCUUUGACACCCAUGCCUUGGUGUGCCUGUUCGAAGAAAAGGGGUUUACUACUCAACAAGCGGAAAUCAUUGUGUCGGCAUUGGUCAAGAUCAUGGAGACCAACAUGGACAUCAUCUACAAAGAUAUGGUCACCAAGGUGCAGCAGGAGAUCACUCUUCAGCAAAUCAUGUCUAAGAUUGCCGCUGUGAAAAAGGAUAUGAUUAUUUUGGAAAAGAGUGAAUUUUCAGCCCUACGAGCAGAAAAUGAGAAAAUAAAGCUUGAACUACAUCAGUUAAAACAGCAAGUGGCGGAUGAAGUGCUCAAAGUCCGAACAGAUACCAAAUUAGACUUCAAUCUAGAAAAGAGCAGAGUAAAAGAAUUGUACGCCUUGAAUGAAAGGAAGCUGCUGCAGUUGAGGACAGAAGUAGUGGAGUUGCAUGCCCAGCAAGAUCGGGCCCUCACCCAGACAGACAGGAAGAUAGAAACGGAGGUUGCUGGCCUCAAAACCAUGCUCGAAGCGCACAAGCUUGAUACUAUUAAAUAUUUAGCAGGGUCUGUAUUUACAUGCCUAACAGUAGCUCUGGGAUUUUAUCGCCUCUGGAUGUAAUAAAAUGUGUAUUUAAAGAGAUUUUUUCUAUGAUUUUUGCCUUAAGAAUCCCAGAUUGUUGUCCUUUUUUUUUUUUUUCUUAUUUCAAAUGUUAAAGCUGGUUUUGACUUCCUGUGUAUGUCUGUGCGAAUGACGGUCGGUCGUGUCGCUGAGGCGGAGCCCAGGACCCGGCUGGUCGUUCCUUCGUCUUUUCCGUUCCAUUGACUGUUCCCUGAGGGGUGAGGCCAACACAUUGAUGACGCCGCUCAGCGGACCCAGCGGACUUGCUCUCCCCUGUGGCGUGUCUCAACAGGACGUGUCUGUACAGUUCUCCACAGUGUUGGAGCAGAAGCUUUGGGGUCUUCACUUCCAGGGCAGACUGACUGGUAAGCACCGUAGAGCCACCACAGCUGCCCCAGGAGCAGCGAGCCCCCCUCACGCAGCCGUCCCUGUCCCCACGUGCUGUGGUUCUGCACUGAACAGAGCGCCGCUCUCCGUCCUGGAGCCCUAGUAAGCUGCUGUCUCUCACGUGCCGUCCAGCUGGAAAAGCUGGCUGCCCCGGAAGCAUGCCGACGGCGACAGGGCCUCUCUGGCCUCUUGGAAUGCUGUGGUCUUUUUCCUGCCUCCUCCUUUCCCUCAGGGUGUGAGGACUGUCACCCUGCUCCAUUGCGACAUCACCCAACUAGAACACCAGCUGGUCCUCACCCCAGGGGUUCCUCCCAUUACGAGACAGUCUGUCCCCCGUGGCCUCACCUGCCUUUGAUACCCAGGAGACAUUUGGCUGUCCUGUCGGGUGUCAAGGUUACUGUACACACUUUUCAUAAUUGAAAUGUAGGUCUCCAAGGAACACACCUUUGCCAGGAGCCAUCUCAGACUGUGGGCCUUGAGAAUGCCAACCAGGGAGCUGUUGUGUCAGGCUCCUUCCUAACCCAGAGGACGUCUCCUGGGCUGCAGGCCUCCUCCCUGCCAUGGGAACGCACAGUCCUUUCCAGCAGCGGGGUUACUGUGCAGAGGGGUGUUCCCGUCCAAUGGCCUUGGCAGGCAAGCAGGCAAGAGCACGUCUGAUGGCAGCAGUGACACCGAGGGAGCCUUCACGUCUACUCUGUGCACACGCACGCUUGCACGCACACACACACGGCUGUGUGAACAUUCCCUGAUCUGACACAAGAAUGAAUUGCCUGUUGACCCCAUUCCAACCACACUGGCUGCAAUCAGUUACCUUUUGUUCUUUCUGAAUUUUAGAAACUGUUAAGCCAUCACCUUUUUAGAAACAUUUAUGUAAUCCAAAGAUUUUUAGUUCUAUGACACGUGAAAACCCAAUGCUUUUGUAUUAAAAGCAUUAUAAAGUAAAUUGUUCUUUUGUUUAGUCGUCUUCAGAUACAUCACAGAGGCUGUCUUGACUGCUAAUCAUUUCAUUGGUGUGAGUUGCUUGUUUUCAAGGAGAGUCUGCAGCGAGCACGCCAGGAGGGCCACGGUGUGCUGGCCUGACUCGAGUUGGUCGGAGCGUGGAGGAGACGCAUUGAGCCCCACCCCCAUUUCAGAGCACAUGCCAGCAGUAAGUGCCCCUCUGGCCUGACAAAAUAGCUUCUAAAUACCAUCUGUUGAGGUGACACACUUGAGUCUGCUGAAAAUAUCCCCAGGUGUUCAUCCCAGGGACAGUGGCCCGGGUCCUCCUGUCACUUCACUUGAACCUUCAGUUUUGCUGCAGAGUUCUUUGCAGAACCUCACAUCUCUGAUCUUGGGAUGGAAUGCAGACCUGGAGCUAAGGGUCCAGUGCUGCACAGUCAGCCCCAUUUGUUCUAGAAAGAAAGCAUCAAGCCAGAAGUGCAUGGCUGUCCUUCCUCUGUGGACUCGGGUUCAAGUCUGAGCAUGCUAGGACGAGUCACGGUGUUAAAGCUUCCUGUGCCAGCCUGGCUUUUAAGAUUUCUAGAUCAUUUUAGCAGAUUAGACAGAGUGGGAAAAGCUGCAGGUGGCAGCCUGCGUGUGUGUAGUACAUGUGGACAGUAACCACCACCCUCGAGGUGGGUGGUGGGCACACUGGCAGAUACCAUGCAGAACACCCGAGCGACAGAUCCCCGGUCCCUUUUUGUGCAUCCGUCGCUCUGCUUCCCGCCCUCCCCCUGCCCUUUACCUUUAGCAAAGAAUCUGCACUCCGGUCCCCUGUCUUCCUUUCCUGCCCCGCUAACACGCAAAAUCUCUUCUGGGGCCAGAAACCCUGCUUUUGACUUGCUGUGUUGGUUUCAUUUCCUAAGCGGGUUCCAUAGCUUACUGUCUAGCAAGACUAAAUCUGAAAGGCGUUUGGGUUUUUCACCAAGCCCCUUAGUUAGGCAGCUACAAAGUCAAGAAGAUUUGACUCAAACUGGAAGUCUGGCCAGAAUCUGUUUCUGAACACCUCAAAAACAAAUCCUGAGCCCCACCCAGCCAGCAGGUCUCUGUCUCAGCUUUUAGGGUACCUUUGUAGCUGUACUGGUUAGCAGAAUCCUCCCAGUGGUUUCUGCUCUAACGGGCCUGCCUGUCUGCCCACCGUGUCAAUAUCAGCAAGCAUUUCUCUCCCUACCCUAGUCGGUGUCAUUCUUAGAAUUUUGUGUCACUGAGCAAAUUUACAGGCAGUUUUAUAAGACUCAUGUCUAGAGAACUUUGUAGCAUGAGUGUAAUCAAAUUUGUAACAGCUUUUCUAGCACUGAAAGCAAAAAGAUGUUAACUGGAGAUAAUUUAUUCUUUAUAGGAAAUGUUGGAGAAUGCUUAGUAUUUUUAUUGAGAUUUUAUUUGGAAAAAUGCUUAUCUUUCCACAGAUUCCUCUUUAUGUUUCUUUGAUUAUAACCCAAAUAAUUUUUAACCUUUUUUACUAAGCAAAUAUUUGACUACAUUUUAUUUACUAAGUGGAUAUGUUAUUUUUAUCUAAGAUAAAAUGUAACUAAUAAAUUUGUAACUAAUAAAUUUUUCUUAAGCUUCAAACUGAAUAUGAAAAACUUGAAUAAAUGCUUUCUGAAACAA